Loxodonta africana (African savanna elephant) is the source of this 4698-nucleotide messenger RNA. RefSeq names its product glutamate rich 2 (gene ERICH2). NCBI's taxonomy places the organism in Eukaryota, Metazoa, Chordata, Mammalia, Proboscidea, Elephantidae. The record is from RefSeq and is a predicted model, not a curated record. The coding region runs from base 215 to 904 and encodes 229 amino acids. The transcript is spliced from 10 exons.
UUCAAUACGACCUGGCUCUCACCUCGGAGUCCCCCACACCCGGAGCCUGAACCCGCGAACUUUUCUGCCCCCUCCAGGUUUGGGCUCGGUGGUCCCCCGGCUGCCAAGGCGCCGCGGGAGAAGCAGGAAUUAUCAAGACAAGACAGAUGCUGUAAAGGUACCAAAAAAUGGAUAUUAUGACAGAUUGUUAGUGUUUGAUCCAACGGAAAAAGAGAUGAUUGAACCAAAUGAAGAUAUGUCAAGACCAAGAUUGGCAAGCAAACCUUAUACCUCAACAACGCCAGUCUCUCUAAAUGUAGCUAAGACAUUCUCAGAAAAGAGGGAAGUCUCUUCAGUGAAUAUUGAGUAUAAAGCCACUUUAAAGAAUAAUGAAAAUAGAGUAUCAUCGAAGAGUAUUGGAAAUAAAGAUACAUUAACAAAUCUACAGUCUAAGCUGUGGUCGUCUUCAUUCUUAAAAGAAGGCACAGGUACAGUGGGCAAAGAUCCGAUCAUUGCAAAACAGGAGAAAAAUAACAAGUAUUGCCUUCAGGACACUAAUGAUAAAUUGUCAGAAUCAACAGAUGACGAUGGGGAAGAUGAUACCAGUGACAAAGAUGAUGAAAACAGUAACCCUAAUAAAGUUACUCGUGCCCCAUUAGAGUUAAUGGCCGAAUUCUUGAGAGCAGAAAUGGACCGAGACUACCAUCUGGCGAAAAAAUUAUGUCAGAUGAUCCUUAUCUAUGAACCAGAAAAUCCUGAGGCCAAAGAGUUUUUCUCACUUAUUGAAGAAGUGCUGUUGAUGGAGAAAACUCAGAGCCUUGAGGAAGAUGAUGAAGACAGUGAAGAAGACAGUAGCGUUGAGAGCGAAGGAGAAAGCAGCGAGGAGCCUAGUGAAGAGAGCUCUGAUGAAUGUGAAGAUGGGUGAUGAAUGCUGAUUUAAGCUCUGUGCAUUUUCAUGCUUCAUGCAUGUACACCAUGGAAUUUUCAUUAAUGUAUACCACGGAAAUAUAAAGAGAACUAUAUAUUGUCUAAUUGUUCCGUAUAUGCUGCAGAGUUCCUUUAAUUUAUCCACCUCCUUAGUUUGAGCUCCUUCUUAAUAAUUAGUCAUCAGCUCAAUGUGAGUUCCUCAGAGAGGAAAACAGUAAUUGCAAAUACUGACAGCACCAACUACAUGCCAGGUACUGUUCAAACGGCUCUACAUAUAUUUAAUUAAUUCAGCAACCCCAAGAGGUAGUACUGUUAUUAUAUCCACUCUAGAGAAGACGGAAGUUCACUGGCACAAGUUGAGUAUGGGAAGUGUAUUAGUUUUCUGUGACUAACAAGGCACGACAAGCUUAGUGGCUGAAAACAAUGAAAAUUUAUUUUCUUACAGUUCUGGAGGUCAGAAGUCCAAAAUCAGUCUCAGUGGGCCAAAAUCAAGGUGUCAGUAAGGCUGCAUUCCUUCUAGAAGCUCUAAGGGUGAACCUAUUUCCUUGCCUUUUCUGGCUUUUAAAUAAAGCCCAACCUUCAUUCUUUGAUUCAUGGCCCCCUUUCUCCGUCUUAAAAGCCAGCGAAGUCUGGCCAAGUCCUUAUCAUGCUUCUAUCUCUCUGCUUCUCCCUCUUCUGGCCUCCCUCUUCUACUUUAAGGACACUUAAGAUUACACUGGUCUACCCGGAUGCUCCAGUAUUAGCUCCCAACCUUAAGGCCAGCUGAUGAGCAAACUUAAUUCCAUCUGCAACCUUAAUUCCUCUUUGCCAUGUAACCUAACAUAUUCACAGGCUCUACAGAUUAGGGCGUGGGUAUCUUUUCUUUUGGAGAGGGGGAUAGGGAGAGCAUUAUUCUGCAUAUCACAGAAAAUGAUGGGUAAAUGUUAGCUAGUUUUUUGGAAUUCAUGGUAUGGAGCUUGGAAAAGACAUUUGGGCUGAAGAUAUAUACCUUUAUUAGGAGUCAUCAGCUUAGAGAUAGUAAUCAAAGGUGGGAGUGAAUGGCCCACAGAGAGAGUGCAGUCUGACAAGAAGAGGACCAGGGAUAGAAUUAUGAUCACCAACAUUUAAGUGUUAGUCUAAGAAAGAGAAAUGCACAAAGGAGACAGAGAACAACCAGGAGGAAAGUCAGGAAGGAGAAUAUAGUGGCUACUCGUGGUUGCCUACUCAGCAUCCAUUCCUUUCCUCUUCUUUGCUAAGAGAGCCCUGACUCUGUUCACAUAUUCACUUCACACACAUGGCCAUGGAACUCAGGAAAUGUGACAUCGCCCUCGGUCAGUCAGUACAUGGCAUUUCUCUGGCGACUGUUAUCCUUUAGAGGAGGACAUGUGACCUACAUUGGCCCCAUCAGACAAGGACUUUAUUUCGUGAUUAUGAGGAGAGAUUGCUCCGCUUCUCUGGAGAAGAACCAGGAAGCAUGCUGUCUCAGUUACUGCUGGCAGCUGUCGUCUGAUCUUGAGGAGAACUAGUCUCAGGAUAAAGCUGAUGCUGUGAGUGCUAGAGCAGAAAGAAGCUAGGUCCCUGAUCAUGUUCAGCCAGUGAAACAGCUACCCCAUUAGCCAAACUCCAUUUGAGCUUUCUGUUACGUGAGAUAAACUUUCUUAUUGUGUAAACCAGUUUGGAUUAAGGUUCUUUUUACUUGCUGUCAAAAGCAUCUUAACUGAUAUUGAGUACCACCACAGAAACCUAAACAAGAGCAGGUUUCAAAAAGCCUGGAAAGAUCUACUCAGCCAAAAGUUGCAGAGAGGACAAGUAAAAAAACUAAAAUAUGUAAUUGAAUAGCAACAAAGAGGUGGUUGUUGACUUUAAGGAGUGUAGUGUCAGUUGAGUGUGGAAGGGGGAAGCCAUAUUUCAGUGAGUGAGUAAACUGGACAUGAGAAAACGGGAAGGAGUUUGACUAUGAAGGAAAUAAGAAGAAGUAUUGUUGGAGGAGAAGAUAGGGUAAAAGAUGUAUUAUUUUUGAAAUGUUUAAGGUGAGCAUGUUAAAUUGAAAGGAUGAUAAUAACGUAGUGAUAGCGUGUUAUGUGUUAGACACUGUACUAAACAUUUAAUAUGUCAAUGAAUUUAAUUUUCAUAACACCUGUGUGGACUAGACAUUAUUAUUUCCAGUUUACAUAUGAGGAAACUGAGGCCCAGAGCGAUUAAAAGUAACCUUAUAAAGGGCACAUAGCUGAUAAUUGACAGAUUCAAAUCCAGAUCAUUCUCCUCUAAUGCCCUGGUCUUCACCACUGUGCUUUCCUCCCUUAGAUGCAAGUAGAGAGGAAGAGAUUAAAGAAAGGAGGAUAAUUUAUGAAGUGAACACUGUCUAAUAACUUAGAAAAUGUGUAUAAUAUAACAAAGUAAAUUUUAAAAGCAGAUAACAAAACUGUAUCCAUGGGGAAAAAAAAGAAAAAUUGUAUCCAUGGUUUAUGUGACAUUUGGACCUCUGCCCCAAGGAGUCCCUGUGUGGGAGCUUCUCCUUUGUUCUCCAGUGGUGGUCCUUUAAUAGUCUUCAGUUACAUUUCCAUGUAUAUUGAACAAGGUGAUAACCUGCAUUCUGUUUAAUCGAAAUGUGCCUUUUCCUUUGAACUUUACCCUGGUUGACGUGUAAGAUGUAUGUAAUUGUGGUAUUUGCCUGAAGUAUUGAUGUUGAUCAAAGGAGAGCACCUGAACAGUAUGCAUGGUGCCAGAUGUGAAGUAAAGUCCAGAUCCAUUGGAAUUGUUUUGGGGUUCUGGGCAAGUGUCCUAUAUCAUGCGGUAAUGAGAAUUCACAAGAGGCAGGUAAGAUGAGGCCACCCCAGGCCAAACUGAGGAGGGCAAAGUUUUCUCUGAUCAACUGUCAUCAUGAACUCCUAGCUUGUCAUAGCAUGUGAGUUGCUGUGGUAACGGGGAGGGGGAAGUGUGCAAAACUUGGGGAGGCUUGUGAAGUGAAGCACUGGGAGAUAAGAUUUGUUAUAGGCUUGUUUAAAAUGUACCCUUUUGAACCAGACAGUCUAUACCAGACAGCACUGUGGUCGUCUGGUAUAGUCUAAAGUAAGCAUGCUAAUCCCACCCUCCUUGCCACUAGUUUUUGCUACACAUUUUAGCUGGUAAAGCAUGAGGAGGAGCUAGGGGUGAACAAGAAAGUAUGUCACCCCAAUGGCUACUAGCAGCCAUCUUAGCACUUUGAGUAGGCCUUACGCUGAAGCCAGUGCUAGGAUAGCAGAGCAGAAGGAAGAACCUGAUCCUUAAUGACAUUUUUUAGUGGUUGAAUCAACCAACUCUAACGUAGUGCCUGUGCUAUGUCUCAAUAUCUUAUGUAAGACAAUGAAUUUUCUUAUGAUUAAGCCAGUUUUUUUUUUAGGUCUUAUUUUUAACUGAGAGUGACCUACAUCCCCUAAGGGUGUGUAAGCCAAGUCCCCAAGGGUUCGUGGCCACUGAAAGCCAGGGAAGGGCAAUAGGUGGUUCCUUGUGGCAGUAGCAGUAUGAGUGAAGUUACGAAUUGAAACUGAUCAGAAUGGUUAUCUCUGGGGCAUGGAACUUAGAGUGGGAAGUAGGAAAGAAGAGUUUUACUUUUCAUUUUACACCUUUUAUUUAUUCCUUAAUUUUUUUUUUUUUUAAUCAUUGCAUGUAUCAUUCUUGUAAUUUAGAACUUUUAAAUUAUCCUAUACGUGGAAAGGGAAGGAUCAGGAAAAAAAUUAAUAAAAAUGCUUUCCGUGGUUGUGCUUGGGUGAUGAUAGUUCAUUUUUCUUCAUUUGAAAAUCUUAGGCUUCUUUAACAACCUAACAUUACUUUAAA